Molecule: messenger RNA, 2407 nt
Organism: Phyllotreta striolata
Lineage: Eukaryota; Metazoa; Arthropoda; Insecta; Coleoptera; Chrysomelidae
Source: the annotation of a GenBank genome assembly
UUAUACAAUUUUCUAUUCAAAUGUUGAAUUUUUAAUUUUUGCUCCAAAUAAUUCGAUUCAAACAAAAUGGGUAUAACAAAAGAAACGUUUGUCGAUUUAUACGAAAAAUACUCCAAAGUCCUCAAACUAUUGGGAGACAAUAAACCAGAUCCUGAUACUGAGCCAUAUUUAUCCCAGUAUUCGGCUAGGCAAAUUUUAAUCGGCAUGAAAGCGAGCAUUGAAAAUCUAAUGAGACACCACUCUGACAACGUCGGCCUAUCAAAGAAAUUAAAAGCGAUGCUAGCCUGGACUUACUUGUACUUGGGCAUGAUCGGACUGUCCACCGAAGAAAUAUCCGCGGGAAAGAAACAUUUAGAAAAAUGCAACGAAAUCAUCGAUGACACCUCUUUAGAACCCGAAAUGAUCCUAAUCGCUGUGAACAUGUACAACCAAUUCGGAAUCCAAUCUCACUGCGAAGCGGAGGAAUCGCACAAAUACCUCGUUAAAGCAGAAAAAUUGUACAUGGACUUCAAACGGAAAACCGAACCUCCUAUCGAUACAGACGAUUUAUUUCAAGAAAACUUGGAAUCAUACAACACCGAAGCAGCCGUUAGGAACCUCGAAAAAAUCCACACUCUCACCUUAUAUUAUCUAGCUCAAAUCUACGUAGCCAUGAAGGAGCCUCUAAAGAGCAUCGUAUACUUCCAUUUAACGCUCCAAAGACAACUAGAAUUGCAAGAGUUCGAUGAUAUAGAUUGGGCCCUAAAUGCCGCUACACUUUCCCAGUUUUUGAUUGAAAAAGACGGGUUCAAACAAGGCCGCCAUCAUCUAGCAGCCAGUUCUUGCAUACUGGACAAAUACAAGCAAAAAUUAGACCUUAUGGAAAGCAGCGAAGCGCACGAUGCUCUAGUCGAAACAUUCAAACACAGAAGCGCAGAUGUAGCUAGAUGUUGGAUGAAAUACGGGUUAUUGUUGUUAUCGAAAUCAAAAGAAAGGCUUCUAAAACGCGCCGAUGAUGAUGAUGAUGAUGAUGAUGGUGAUAAAGAAACCGAUCGAUUGUCAACCGAUUUCAGCCAUUUAGAUAUCGGUUUAAGCAGCAAUAUUUCCGAAUACGAUCCGAGAGAUUUGUACUUUAAAAACAUCGAUGUGAGCCACUACGAGAAUCAGAUAACCGAUCAGUUUAUACUAACACUUCCAGAUGCUAAAAAAGUGUUCCUGAACGCCCAACAAUGGUCUCAGAAAGCUCAGGAGUAUUACACGUUGGAAACAUUAGCGUCGGAUUUCAUACAAAUAAUGCUGGAUCAAACGCAGUUGUAUCUUAAUUUGGUUUUCUUCGAAGACGAUCCCGAAACGCAAGCGAAGCUUCACAAAAGGAGGAUUAAAUUACUCGAGCACGUUUUGAACAGCAUUAAUCCUCAGUAUUAUUUGAACUACUGUAGGCAAAUUUGGUUCGAAUUGGCUACAACUUACUCGGAUAUUUCCGAUAUUAAAUCUGAUGUGUUGAAAGAAACCGAAGGCCGGCCCGCUCCUCACAGCUUAGUUAAAAUCAACAAUUUAAUCGAAAAUGGAAUUUUACAUUACUCCAAUUUCAUAGAUUCUUUCGAGGAUAAACUCACGAAGAAGUUGCCCGAUAAAAUAGAGGAGGAUUUGGAGAAGCCUUUCCUUAGGGCCGCUUUCCACAGAGCGGCUUUGUAUGGACGUUACAUUUCGUUAGAUAAACAGGUGAAAUUGAAAAACACCGAAUUAAGCUUGGAAAAUUACAAAUUUGUUUACGAUUAUUGCGAGAGAAACUCGAAAGCGAAGGAUUUGAUGCCCAUGGAGUACGGCAUAUGCAAGGAAAUGGUGUUGUUGUUGCCUAUUAAAAUACUCAAGUUGAAAACUUAAUUAGAUUGCAUAUAAUUUAUUUAAUUGAAGCACGCCUGUAAUGCUUUAUACAUUGUUUUGUUAUAUAUUUCUUAAAAAUCUAGUUAGCACAAUAAAACUAUAUGUAAUAAAAUAUUUCUUUGUUGUACUUAAUUAACUUCCUGAGAUUAUUGAACACAUAAUAAUAAGAAUACAAAUAUUUUAUAUAAUUAAUAGAAAAUGUAUCCAUAUAACAUGUAUUUUACUUCUUAAUUACCUUCUGGAGGUAAUUAAGUUUCAACUGCUAGUGGUGUAUCAGUUACUUGUUUAUUUGUAUAAAAAUCACUAACAUCAGGGAAAAAGAAAUAUCCACCAUUCGUAGUGCGAGAUAAGAAGCCGAUGGUUAAGUAGAAAAUCAAUUCGUGACAGGAAAACAUAGGCGUAUAUACGUGGUAUAGUUGCACUGCAAUAUAACCAAUUAUAAAUAACAAAUAAAGUGAGAAACAAACGAUACAAAUGUUUAUAACAACUAAGAUCACAAAGAGAAGCUGACCGAGUGUCUUCCAAAGUAGCAUUUUGGCAGAAU